UCAGCACAAGUCCUUCUAUCCCAGAGCAUGCCAUGGGGUGGGUCAGAGAAUCAUCCGUCUGCUUACAAGUGAGGGCAGACCAGCAAGGCACGCAGUGCGUCUACUCCGAGCUCGCCGUGGUCCACCCGUCGUCCCUCGUCACGGUCAUUCCUAACCGGUGGGCUGGACAAGCUUCGUCCCACAACAACAGAUUAUGGUGCUGUGGAACUGGAUUUAAACUGGGCUCACCCCCUGGAGAUGCUCGGUUUUGCCCUAGGGGACCUCACCGCCACUUUGCAACACCACGGGAGGAAUCAGAUACAGAUCUCCGACCAACUGCCGGGAAGGAUUGUACGCUAUGGGUGUGUUUGUGGGGAGGACAGAUUGAAAUUGACAGAGGAGGAACAAAAUCAUGAAUGGAGCGGAGAAGAUAAGACGUCUACUCAACUCAACUCUCGGCUCGUAGAGGUUUGGGAUCCACAGCAACCCGAGAGAUUGUCUACUGAGAGGGGCAGCAGAGAAGACCUAAUUCACAACAGGACCAAGCCGUUCAUGGGAAGAGGAUCCCUCUGUGUGACAUCCCCGCCCUGGAGCUUUAAGGUAACACUCUGGACUCUACUAGUGUCACUGCUGCUACUGUCAUUCAUGGCUGCUACCGUGUCCUCAACUCCAAUCAUGGAAGGUCGGCCCAAUGCAGAAAACGACAGCCUAGCAGUGCCUGACCCCAGGAACACUGAAUUUGAGGUGGAGGAGAACAUAGAUGUGUCCAUCAGGUCAACCUGGACAUCUACUUAUGAAAAUACAACCCUGGAAGCGCCCAGCGAUGACGAGUUUCCAGACGUCUUGUUUCGCUCAGAGCGUUCCCCAGAAGCCUCGGCGAAGCCGAAAAAGAACAAGAAACCCGGAAACCGCGGAAAAGACAAGAACAACGACGGGGAAAAAGGUUGCAGCAGGCAGAGCCUGAGGGUGCGCGUGCGGGACUUGGGCCUGGGCUUUAACUCUGACGAAUGGAUUACGUUCUUCUACUGCAGCGGUUCGUGCCAGCAGCAGCGCAACAAUUACGAUCUCACGCUGACCUCGUUGCUCAAACACAAGCUGAUCGCCCACGGCGCCCACGGACGGGUCAGCAACCACCCCUGCUGCCGCCCCACCAGCUACGAGAAAGUGGCAUUCAUGGACGUCGAACACAACUGGCAGGUUGUGCCGAAGCUGUCGGCGGCCAAUUGCAGCUGCGUACGCUGAGGUCGGCUCUCUAGGGGGGGGCUGGAGAGAGAAGCGAUAGGAAUACCUCGGAGCUCCUGGCACGGACCAAGAAGCGUAAAAAAAAAAAAAAAGGCACAAGAGGUCGCGCGGCCUGGUAACCCGAGGGGAGACGUGGCCGGUUGUGUGUGGCAUUUCACCGAACAAGGAAAGGAAAAAAAAAAAACAUGAAUUAAACAAAGCAGAGAAGGUCAGUGGUCUUCCCGGCCUCCACCUCACUGGUCUCCAGUUUGCAGUGUCGGUUGGGAGCCGGUUGCUGGCCUUAACGUCGCAGGCCAUCGGCAAGUCUUCCGGAGGUGGAACAUUGUGUAGCGCCGCCGCUGCUGCUGCUAUGUCGAAAGACUUUUAUUUCUUUUUUUUGUUUUUUUUUAACCAUCACGGCAUUAAUGCAACGAGACGUUCCUUCAAGAGGAAGGCCAGAGUUACCAUUGACUGAACGGCUCAUAUUGCCGCGCGGGGGGAUUACCUCCCGAGAAAGACCAAAAACAGGACUCCAGCGAGUGUUUCAAAUACAUAUCGAAAUCUAAGACUGGACUACAUUGUUACAAUAUGAGGGCAAACACGCAGAAAACCCUGUCACCCUGUCACCCUGACUACUGUAAAAUGGCAGACGCGGCCCCAAACAUGGCGGUUUUGUUAUUAUAAGCGACGCCGGAUGGUGAUAACGGCUGAGGAAAGUUCUGAGACUUUGCCUUGCUCUCCAAGACAGUCACACGGGGCUGGGACAAGGGGUGGGCAGAAGGGAGAAGCUGCCCUGGGCACAGCAGAGCAAGGAGGGCAGAGAAUGGACACAUGAUAGUAAACCGUAGUGCCGGGACAAGGCCAUCCAGGGCAAAAAAUGCCAACUGUGCCCCCCAUGCCGAUCAUGAUGUCCAAGCUUUAGGGGAGCCUACACCCAGCAGUCACUCGCUUUUCAAAAUCACUAGCACUACUCCUAUCAGCCUUGCAACACAAGGAAGGCGCCUCCAUCCCUUCAGUAAACCAUUGCGCCCACGGCAGCCGUCCCUCCUGCCCCCCCCCCCACUCCCUGGUAAACCCCUGCUAUGGCAUGCAUUAACAGUGGUGGGGGGGUUAUAGUUCCACAUGCUUGCCCUAGGUGCUAGACGACCCUGUCCCGGUACUGCAGUCACAUAUUGAAGAAUUCUACCGGGGUGAGGGGGGCAAAGAAAGAGGGUGUCCCUGAUUUAUGCCUUACCAAGUGCAAGACGUAUGCAGAGGUCCAAUCGCUUUUACUUACUGUGUUUACAUGGCUUUGAAGGCUUCUUAAAGCUGAACUCCGGGCUAAAUACGCAAAGAAAGUGCAUAUGUGGAAGGAUUUGUAUUUCUGUCCAUCCAGUCCUGAGAUUUACACAGCUCUGCCACAUAGGACAGCCCUAUCUGGCAGGACAGGAGACCUGAUUUUUUAUCUGCAGGGUUUGAUCCUCCCCCAGCCUGUGAUUGGCAGCGAUAGGAGAAGCAGAAGAUUGAUGAGGUCAUCCCUCUGCUCUCUUCCUUGUUAACCCAUUGGGCACAACUGAUUGGCUCCUUUUGCUGCCACUCCCAGUCCGAGCUCUGCUGUACACGGGCCGAUGCCAGGUCCCAAAAAUGCCUUUAAUGAUGUUGUCAUGAUUCCAAAGUCUGUGUCUAUUGUGCCCGGAGUUCGGCUUUAACCUUAGCCGUUACAUUUCCAGUAUCUUGAUUCGAACGGCUGAUCUCCCAUAAUGCCCAGCAACCUCCCGUGGUUAUUCGUCCGGUGAAUCUGCGCGUACAGUACAUUCAUUCUGUGUGAAUUGGGCAACAACAAAUGUCCUUUAGGCUAUUUAUUUUCUAAACGAAUGUUCUUUUAGUAUGACCAGUAGUAAAAAUACUGCAUUAUGGCCACCAGGUGGAGCCGAAGAGCAUAAGAAAUCUUUGUAGGAAGAGAUACAAUGUAUAAAUUCCAGAGAACGCUGAAGGGAAUUUGUGAAUAGAUACAACCAAUAGCAAUAAAAAAACAACAA
This is a messenger RNA of Rana temporaria (common frog), 3218 nucleotides long. RefSeq names its product artemin (gene ARTN). The record is from RefSeq and is a predicted model, not a curated record. The transcript has 5 exons. Lineage: Eukaryota; Metazoa; Chordata; Amphibia; Anura; Ranidae. Bases 238 to 1221 code for a protein of 327 amino acids. Gene Ontology annotation, molecular function: growth factor activity; glial cell-derived neurotrophic factor receptor binding; receptor tyrosine kinase binding.